Messenger RNA from Lachancea mirantina, 1488 nucleotides. The record is from the annotation of a GenBank genome assembly. Lineage: Eukaryota; Fungi; Ascomycota; Saccharomycetes; Saccharomycetales; Saccharomycetaceae.
AUGAUCGGCAAACUGCCGGCAAGUGGCCGGGAGAAUAGUAAUAUAGGUAAUGACGAAUUUAAACGAGUGAAAAUAGGCGAGCCGUUCACGAGAUAUGCAUCUGGACUUAAUCAAGAGCUUUUAGAAAGAGGACGUCUAGAUUUCUUUAAAUACCGGGAUUCUGUGAAGGGGCAAUUGAGUCAAAUUCAGUUCGAGCUUAUUCAAUCAAAUGCUCUUACAAUUGACACAUUAAUGAGCACCACUGACACACUUCAUCCAAAGAACGCUGAGACCAAAUAUCUUUUAUUGAAAAGGAGAUUUUAUGUUGAUUCCGAGGGAAACGUUAGAGAUCAUAAACGUCGAGACAGCUUGUUAUGUGAUCCGGAUUUGAUUUACGAUCUCAUCAUAUGCAGUCAUCUAAAAAAUGACCAUUUAAGCUGGCGGAAACUGCAUCACUAUAUGAGACAUGAUUUCGCCAAUAUCACUAGAGCAUUUGUGCAGAUGUGCACUAGAUAUUGCUCCGGAUGUAAUCCGCAGGAGUUUGUUAAACCCUUCACGAAAUUUCGGCAUAACAAUAUCUAUAAGGGUUUGAUGCCUUUGGAGCGAGUGCAAGUCGAAAUUUUGACUCCUUUUGAAAGACCAAUUCAAAACAAGUUCCCUCAACUUCUGUUUUGCAGGGAUUACUACUCCCGUUUCAUUUGGUUACUUCCGCUAAAGGAUCAGAGCAAGUUGACCUCUGUGCUGGCCACAUAUCUGCUUUCUCUUCCUCGAAUGCCCAUGUUUUUGGAAACGGUCACAAUAGAUAGGCUUGUACUCUUUGAAACUUGUCAAGAGAUUGCUAGGCUUUACGAACUGUUCAUCGGAUUAGGUAGUUGCAAAUUUUCCACGUUCCAGCGCAACGGUAUCAAUCGAUUGACCGUCCUUCUGCAAAACAAUCAAGACGCUUGCAUCAAAGAUUGGAACAUGUGCCUUAAGAAGGCGGCGUCGGACAAUACGGCUUAUAAUCCAAGGAUACUAGGGAUUCCAAGCGACGUGUUUCACGAGGCAAUUCCAGACUAUGGAAAGGAGUUUGAGUACAAAAGAGAAACUGUAAUUGAUGAACUCUUUGCUAAAAAUGUAGCUGUAUUUGAAAGAGAUAGAAGGCGAUGUGGGAUGUUAUAUCUCGAAAGCGAUAACUUUGCUUCUUCAAUGGAGGACGAAGAGCUUAUAUCCACAGAACAACAUUUGAAUGAUCUUCUGGGUAAUGGUAAAGAUGGAAUUAGCAAUAAAAGCAAAAUGAAUGAUAGCUAUAAUCUAGCUUUGCAUGAAAGUAAAAAAAAUAGUCGAUUGCGGGAGCCGCAUCAGAAUUUUCAAAAAGGUGUCAGAAUCUCAAAAGAAGGCGAGGGUGAUAGAGAAGAUAAUUUAUACCCUAGUUGUGAGAUUUCGAUGCCCUCCACGUCCUACCUAAAGGAUCUUGGCAAUAAUCAAAAAGAGCCACCCGGUAUAUCGGAUGGUUCUCAGGAGCUUUAG